Messenger RNA from Myripristis murdjan (pinecone soldierfish), 1567 nucleotides. Its product is annotated as histone deacetylase 5-like. The coding region runs from base 158 to 1567 and encodes 469 amino acids. Gene Ontology annotation, cellular component: ribosome. Gene Ontology annotation, biological process: translation. The transcript is spliced from 9 exons. NCBI's taxonomy places the organism in Eukaryota, Metazoa, Chordata, Actinopteri, Holocentriformes, Holocentridae. Gene Ontology annotation, molecular function: structural constituent of ribosome. The record is from RefSeq and is a predicted model, not a curated record.
GCUCAGCAAGAAGCACGUCUCGGUGCUUCCAACAGGGGAACUCUUCUUCUGCUGUCCCGUGGCGUCCGGCUCUCUGACCCGAGUCAUGCCGGCGUCCCUGAGGAGGAAGUGAGUGGUGUUUCUGUGACAGAGCAGAGCGCCCCCUUCUGGUCUUGGCAUGCUAUUGCGCCCCACCGUGUCAGGGUUGUGCGCCAUGUUGCAGACCAUCUACGAGACAGAGUCCUGCUUCUCCUCCGCCAACGCAGACGGACACCAGCCGCUGGAGCUCCUGAGCAGCAGCAGGGGCUCCGGCGCCGCCAUGCCCACCGCCGUGGUGGAGGUGAAGAGCAGCCUCCCAUCAGGCAUGCAGAGCCCAGUGGGAGCAGCAGGGAGUGAGCAGGGAGGAGGAGGAGGAGGAGGAGGAGGAGGAGGAGGUGGUAAGUGGAGAGCGCUGCGUCUCGGUGCUUCCAGGCUCCUCUUGUCGGGUUUCCAGGGUUUUCCUGGCUUCAGAUGUGAUGACUUUAGUCGACCAAGGUUUCCUUUGGUUGACUGCAGCCCUACAGAAGUCACAGAAAUCCAAAAAUACAAUGAAAAUAAAGCUAAACUUUGGGGGAGAGUAUCAGUGAAGCAGCCGGUGUCCUGUGCUCCUGUCCCAGGUGGAGGACCAGGAGGAGGUCCAGGAGGAGGAGGAGGAGGAGGAGGAGCGGUGGACCUGCGGACGGAGCCCCGGCUGGGCUCCCUGUCCGGGGGCGGGGCGGGGGUGGACCCCAGCCUGAGGGAGCAGCAGCUGCAGCAGGAGCUGCUGCUCCUCAAACAGCAGCAGGAGCUGCAGAAACAGCUGCUGUUUGCCGAGUUCCAGAAACAACAUGAGGUGCUGACGCGGCAGCACGAGGUCCAGCUGCAGGAGCACCUGAAGCAACAGCAGGAACUGCUGGUGGCGAAGCGGCAGCAGGAGUUGGAGCAGAAAAGGAAACUGGAGCAACAACGACAUGAAGAGCAAGAGAAGCAACGACUGGAGCAACAACUACUGCUGCUGAGGAACAAGGAGAAGGGCAAAGAGAGUGCCAUAGCCAGUACGGAGGUGAAGCUGAAGCUGCAGGAGUUCCUGCUCAGUAAGAAGGAGCCUCCUGCUGCAGCCCUGAACAACUCCUUCAGUCAGAAGUGCUGGGGGAGUCAUCACACCUCUCUGGAGCAGAGCUCUCCUCCUCAGACAAACACACCUGGAACCCCCCCCUCCUACAAACUGCCCCCCCUGCUGGGCAACUACGACAAAGACGACUUCCCACUCCGCAAGACAGCCUCGGAGCCCAACCUGAAGGUGCGUUCGAGGUUGAAGCAGAAAGUGGCGGAGAGGCGGAGCUCCCCUUUGCUCCGCAGGAAGGACGGAACCGUCAUCAGCACCUUCAAGAAGAGAGCUAUAGAGAUAUCAGUAUCGUCUCUCUGCAGCAGUGCUCCUGGUUCUGGUCCCAGCAGCCCCAACAGCUCCAACACGGCUAUCGCUAAUGGCAACACAGGAUCAGUCCCCAACAUACACACUGAGCGCCCCCUGCAGGCGGACACCAGCUCUGCCCGCUCUGUGCUAAUCUAA